Molecule: messenger RNA, 2462 nt
Organism: Nymphaea colorata (pocket water lily)
Lineage: Eukaryota; Viridiplantae; Streptophyta; Magnoliopsida; Nymphaeales; Nymphaeaceae
Product: putative tRNA pseudouridine synthase
Exons: 9
Coding region: 243-1964 (573 amino acids)
Biological process (GO): mRNA pseudouridine synthesis; tRNA pseudouridine synthesis
Cellular component (GO): nucleus
Molecular function (GO): RNA binding; pseudouridine synthase activity
Source: RefSeq, a predicted model, not a curated record
GCGAGGGAGCUCAAGCUAAGGGGAAGCCCCAAGCGCUGCUCUCCAGCCGUUGCGGUUUGGGUGCCGAGGAGAGGACAGCCUGCCGAUGCACGGCCACGUAAUUUGGUCCAGCGCUCUUCGAAGGUCUCUGCUCUUCGGCGCGCUACCAGCAAGACGGUCGAUCCGGCGCCUCCAGCCCCACUUUUAUCGGUUCCCGAUCUUGGUGGGGCUGUGUGGCUAAGGGAAUUUUUGCUCAGCUGCCCAUGGCUGCUGCUGCUGCUGCAGUUGCGGCUUCACUUUCCACUUCUCUUGCCAAACCCGUCCUUGUCGAUCGUCCUGUCUAUCUGCCUCGCUUCUUUCUUCCAUUCUCGUUGACGUGCACCCCCAACCGCUCCUUGAGAAGAAGAACCGCCACCACCUCCACCACUACCACCACCACCGUUUGUUGUGCCUCCGAGACCAGGCCACAGUCGACCGCUCCCCACCAGAAAUGGCAGUCGUUUCGCAAAAAGAAAGUGGUCAUGCGAGUCGGAUACGUCGGUACAGAGUAUAGAGGUUUGCAACGGCAGCGAGAUACUGGCCCACCGACCAUUGAAGGUGAACUAGAAGCUGCAAUAUUUAAGGCUGGUGGAAUCCUCGAUAGAAAUUAUGGGAAUUUAUAUAAAAUAGCGUGGGCACGAAGUAGCAGGACUGAUAAAGGAGUUCACUCGCUAGCCACAAUGAUCUCUUUAAAGAUGGAGAUCCCUGAGGAUGCUUGGAAAAAUGAUCCUUUAGGCAUCCGCCUCACAGAUUGUGUUAAUCAUCAUCUACCUAGUACUAUCAAAGUCUUUGGUAUUUUACCUUCUACAAGGAGCUUUGAUGCUCGAAGGGAAUGUGUCAUCCGCAAGUAUGCCUACCUUAUUCCUGCUGAAGUAAUAGGGAUUACACAUCAUAGUAGUGCUGCAGAAAUAGAUAAUCAUUUAAUGGAAUUUUCCAGAAUACUGAAAGUUUUUGAGGGAGCACAUCCUUUCCAUAAUUAUACCAUACGGUCAAAAUAUAGAAAAGGUUCACGCAGCCUGAAACAUGUCGCGUUGAGGACAAGAAUAUCAGAUGGUCUAUACCAUGAAAGCAAGAACAGGAAAGUUGAAUGUGCAGUCAGCAAGUCUACAAGUGAAGCAAGGAAGGAUCAUUUGCUGGUUAACGGUUCAGAUGAAGACAAUGCUGAAGAUUCUGAAUCUGUGAGUACAGUGCCUGAUAUCGAGAUGAACAAUGGGCAAACUGACCUUGUUGUCAGCAGGGAUGAAGAUGCCUUUGAAGAAAGGCAGGAACUUUUCCCUGUUAAUGAAUCAUCAGAUGAAGAUACAGCAGAAGAUUCUUUAUCUGAGAAUAUGUUGAAUGAUUUAGGUUCUCCUGUGGCAAUUCUUGCGAGAUGGCUGAAUGAGCCAGAUGAAAUGGACAGACUGAGUUCUUCACACUUCAGGAGAAUUGUCUCGUGCACUUGUGGAAAGCUUGAAUCUGUGUCUGGGUUUCAAUAUAUUGAAGUCUCUAUAUCCGGUGUGUCUUUUAUGUUGCAUCAAAUCCGGAAGAUGAUGGGUACUGCAGUGGCUGUGAAACGGUCUCUACUGCCAAAAGAUAUCAUUCAGUUAUCUCUAAAUAAGUUUUCUCGAAUAGUCUUGCCUCUUGCACCAUCUGAAGUUCUCAUCUUAAAGAGCAAUCAGUUCUCACUGGAUCGCAUUUCACGUGGAUGUGUUUCCAAGCCCGAAGUUGUGAGAUUAAUUGAAUCACAUGAGAUCCAGAAGUCAGUUGAUCAAUUUCAUGCUGACGUUGUAUUACCUCAAUUGUCUAGAUUUUUGGAUACAUCUACAUCUCCUUGGAAAGAGUGGUUGGAAAACCUUGAUACUUAUACCAGCAUUCCUGAUGACCAGCUUGAACAAGUCAGGGGUGCUUGGAGUUUAUGGAGAGACAGCUAUAAGUCGUCGGAACCUGAGGGAGCAUCAUACAAGUAAUGCUGUACCAUUCUGUUGAAAUAGCUGAAUUAGAAGAAGUGGAAAAACAUGGAAGAAGGUCCCACUGACCCGCAUGUGAAUUAUAUGGCGAACAACUCUUGCGGAAGAGAAGAGGAAAAAGCUCCCCUUACACCCAUUUGGCGUUUCUUUUUGCAGGAAAUGUUAUAAAACGUGCUUGUCUCCAAUCCUGAUAGGCUACUUGAUUGAUUGAUAUUUGUAUCCCGGUUCAGCAUAAAUCCACUUGAAGUUAAGAGUACACCAGCUUUGCUGUGUUCUCCUGUGGGCGAAGCUUUUUUCUUUUUUAUUCUCUGAUUGGUGAAGAACUUUUCCCUCAAAAAGCCUGUCAAGGAACGUCCCAAACAUUUGCCGAGACAGCUUCUCUGUUCCACAGCGUUCCCUGUAAUAAUAACAUUGGCGCUGCCAUUGCUUUUGAAGGAAAGAACUGGAGGAAUCUGCCUAACAUUUUGCUGCUAAUUCAGAAGUGGUCUUUCAUGUCUA